GAACAACUUGAAAAUAUGAUAUACUACUCUCCAGUAACACCAGACUUUCUUCUAACGUUUCUUCAUUGCAGUACCAGUUUUACUGAGAAAGAAGAAUCACUAUCUUUACGUAACUGUUUCUGCCACUGGCAGAUAACGGCAUUCGCAAUUUUAAUGGCGGUGUGUACUGCAAAUUAUGCAUCUUUGGUAAUGUCAGCAAAAGUAGGAUCAAAUAAAUGCCACGCGUACGGAAGUAUUAAUGCACACCAACACAAGUUCGCUUAUUCUGAAUCAAUUUGAACGAUGUUUUCCCUUUAAAUUAUUACAAAAUAACAUCAUUUUAAAUUGAAAUACGUUAUCAAUAAUGGACGAUAUCGAGCAACAAUGCGAAGACGCAGUUUUUGUAUUAUGCGAUGCCCGAGAACGAUAUCCAUUACGAUGUGCCGAUGAAUUUCAAAAAUCCAUCAAAUUGAAAAAUGAGAUAAAUAUGCUGAAGAUAUUUCAAAGAUCAACUGUAAUGAAUGAAUUACCGAUUUUGGAGCAAACUGAACGUUUGAAUCUUGAAUUUAAUGAAAAUGAAAUGUGUUUUGAUCAUUUAGAUUCCAAGUUACAAAAUAUUAUAAAUAAAUUGGAUAAUUUAAAAGCUGUUGUGGAACAAAUUGAACGAGAAAAAACAUGUUGGAUCAAUAAGUUAUUAGAAAGUUGAACUUAUAUGAUAUUAAUAAAUUGUUCUAGAUAGA
Messenger RNA from Frieseomelitta varia, 719 nucleotides. RefSeq lists its product as uncharacterized. Bases 344 to 685 code for a protein of 113 amino acids. The record is from RefSeq and is a predicted model, not a curated record. NCBI's taxonomy places the organism in Eukaryota, Metazoa, Arthropoda, Insecta, Hymenoptera, Apidae. The transcript has 4 exons.